Messenger RNA from Scomber scombrus (Atlantic mackerel), 867 nucleotides. RefSeq names its product bolA family member 3 (gene bola3). The transcript is spliced from 4 exons. NCBI's taxonomy places the organism in Eukaryota, Metazoa, Chordata, Actinopteri, Scombriformes, Scombridae. The record is from RefSeq and is a predicted model, not a curated record. Bases 81 to 431 code for a protein of 116 amino acids.
CUGAGGGCAUGAGUCGCUGAAUUUGAGUAUCGUAAACAUCCCGUUAUUAAACCCGAUUCAUCACAAGCUGUUUUCUCACAAUGUUGGCGUGCAAACGGAGUGUGACCGGCACCAUGACCGCUGCCCUCCGGCUUCUUCGCAGUAAUCAAGUCGUUGUUGUGUCUGGACAGCAGCAGAGAUGUCUGAGCACACACACAGACGGAGAGGUCCGCAUCACAAAGGUACUGAAGGAGAAGUUCCCGUCAGCCGCAUCGCUCAAAGUGGUGGAUAUAUCAGGUGGCUGUGGGGCCAUGUAUGAGAUCCAUAUAGAGUCCAGUGAGUUCAAAGGAAAAAGGACUGUUCAACAACAUCAGUUAGUCAAUCAGGCACUCAAGGAUGAGAUUCAAGAAAUGCAUGGACUGCGAAUAUUCACUGACGUUCCAAAACAUUAGUGCAAGUUCACUUUUCCUAUGUUAAAGCUAUUAUGAAUGUACAUUUUGUUUUAAAGAGGAUAUGGUGUAGCUAAUUAGUUUCAUGAUAAUUGUUAAUGUACCAGUGGUAGACAUGCAGAGGGACAUUGUCUAUCACAGUUAUACAUUAACAAUGUAAAAAUGUGAAAUAAAUGUAAGAUUACAAUAAAAUUAUCUUUUUUUACCAUUAAGGUAUCCUCUGCUUUGAGACUAUAUAGAGUGAACGCUACAAUACGCACAAAAGGACAUGGUAAAAUAUCAAGUCACGUAGGGUUCUUAUUAUUUUGGGGUCCUCUCAGGGUUGAUGAUGAUGAUGAUGAUUGUGUAAUGAUAAGUGGUCCUGCAAGUCAUAAAUAAUAACAUCCUAAAUAUUGAAGAAUUGCUGCAGACAUUUGCUCUGUGGAGCAUUAUUUUGCUA